CUCUCAGUUUAGUCCGGAGCGAAUCGAGCAGCAGCAGCAGCAGCAGCACUGAGCGGAGCUGGAGGAAAGAGGACACACAAGCAGGAGACUGUUCCGUCCUGAGGAAACACAGCACUCACCUGGGAUUUAAUACAACCUCUCUGUGUGGUUCGACAGGUUUUGUUGUUUGUGGUGAGAACGGGAGGCAAGGAUAACCAUGCAGAUGGGUGAGCUUGAUAGUGGCGUGACGAAGGUGUCAAAGUGGCAGGAGACAAUGUAUGGCUUAGACUCGGGCAUCCAGUCCGGAGCCAACACAGUCAGAGACGACGACUACACCACCACCAAGCAAUACACCAUGACCACCACUGUGUCCAGUGAUCAGCCUGCUUUGGAUAUGCAGUCAUCUCUAACUAGAGCCCAGCGGGUGCGCGCUGCAAUGUUCCCAGAAACUUUGGAUGAGAGCAUAACCAUCUUGUCGACUCAGACAGACGCGUCCCAGAUGACAAAUGUCCAGCGGCUGGCAGAGCCCUCCCAGAUGCUCAAGACCGCCAUCAUCCAUCUGAUCAACUACCAAGAUGAUGCCGAGCUGGCCACACGCGCUGUGCCCGAGCUCACCAAACUGCUCAAUGAUGAGGACCAGGUGGUGGUCAGCAAGGCAGCACAGAUUGUCAACCAGCUUACACGCAAAGAAGCAUCGCGGCGUGCCCUGAUGCAGUCCCCUCAGAUGGUGGCGGCAGUGGUGCGGGCCAUGCAAAACACCAGUGACAUGGAGACCGCCCGGGCCACCGCCAGCAUCCUCCACAACCUGUCCCACCAGAGAGAGGGCCUGCUCUCCAUCUUCAAGUCUGGAGGCAUCCCUGCUCUUGUUCGUAUGCUCAGUUCUCCCAUGGAGUCUGUGCUCUUCUAUGCCAUCACCACGCUCCACAACCUGCUGCUGCACCAGGAGGGAGCUAAGAUGGCCGUGCGUCUGGCUGAUGGCCUGCAGAGGAUGGUCCCCCUGCUGAAGAAGAGCAACCCUAAGUUCCUGGCCAUCACCACCGACUGUCUGCAGCUGCUGUCCUACGGCAACCAGGAGAGCAAGCUGAUCAUCCUUGCCAACGGGGGUCCUGAGGGUCUGGUUCACAUCAUGAGAAACUACAGCUAUGAGAAGCUGCUGUGGACCACAAGCCGUGUGCUCAAAGUGCUUUCUGUGUGCCCCAGCAACAAACCCGCCAUUGUGGAGGCUGGUGGGAUGCAGGCUCUGGGUAAACACCUCACAGGCUCCAGCCAACGUCUAAUGCAAAACUGCCUGUGGACACUCAGAAACCUGUCUGACGCUGCUACCAAGCAGGAGGGUAUGGACAGCCUGCUGCAGGUGCUGGUGAGCCUCCUCAGCUCAGAUGACAUCAACAUGUUAACGUGUGCCACCGGCAUCCUGUCUAACCUCACAUGCAACAACGCCCACAAUAAAACCCUGGUCACCCAGAGCAAUGGCGUCGAGGCACUGAUCCACGCCAUACUGCGCGCUGGUGAGAAGGAGGAUGUGACUGAACCUGCCGUUUGCGCCCUGCGCCACCUGACUUCACGACACCAGCAUGCCGAGAUGGCACAGAAUGCUGUGAGGAAUCACUAUGGCAUCCCCGCCAUCGUCAAGCUGCUCAACCAGCCCUACUACUGGCCUGUCAUCAAGGCUGCGGUCGGCCUGAUCCGUAACCUGGCCCUCUGCCCAGAGAACCAGGCCCCUCUGAGGGACGCAGGAGCCAUCCCCUCCCUCGUCAACCUGCUGCUCAAAGCUCACCAGGACGCGCAGAAACAUGGCUCAUCUGCCCAGCAGACAUACCAGGAUGGAGUGAGGAUGGAGGAGAUUGUUGAGGGUUGCACAGGAGCACUGCACAUCCUGGCCAGGGACCCCAUCAGCAGAGCAGAUAUCGCCAACAUGCAGACCAUUCCGUUGUUUGUGCAGCUGCUCUACUCUCCAGUGGACAACGUGAAGCGUGUGGCGGCGGGCGUCCUGUGCGAGCUGGCCCUGGACAAACCAUCAGCAGAGGUCAUCGACAGCGAGGGAGCGUCGGCUCCCCUGAUGGAGCUGCUGCACUCCAAUAACGAGGGCAUUGGUAGGACAUCCAGAUAAUGUACUAUGAUAAGCUCACUGUAAUGUAGCAUUGAGUCAUAUUUAAAGUGCUGU
Molecule: messenger RNA, 2143 nt
Organism: Paralichthys olivaceus (Japanese flounder)
Lineage: Eukaryota; Metazoa; Chordata; Actinopteri; Pleuronectiformes; Paralichthyidae
Source: RefSeq, a predicted model, not a curated record